CUUAGCUGCCAACUCAGCUUAUCCUUUGUUGAGAUAAUCCCAUUCAUUGGUAGACGGUGGACCCUGUUACUUUACGUAAUGGCAGCCUAGACCGUUCCACAAGGAAGAAGCCGGAAACACCAUCUUUAUGCUCCUUGCAGUUUCUCUGAUAACGGCAACCCAUCCAACAUGCUUGGCCCUUAUACAAUCAUGCACGUCAAUGAGGCAAUUCCUCCAAAUUCAUGCCCAAAUGAUCCGAAAUUUUUUAUUCGAAGACCCAUUUGCAGCCAGCAAAUUGGUCGAGUUCUGUGCUGUUUCAGACUUUGGAAACCUUCAUUACGCCCACAAGUUGUUCGCUGAAAUUUCUCAUCCAAACACUUUCACUUGGAACACAAUUAUCAGAGGCUAUGCCAAAUCUCCCUACCCCAAACCCUCUCUACAUCUCUUCAAUCAAAUGCUACAGUCUGGUUCCACCCCGAAUUCCUUCACCUUCUCCUUUGUAAUCAAAGCCUGUUCUCAUCUCGCUGCCUACGAUGAAGGCCGGCAACUCCAUGGCUUUAUCUUAAAGUCUGGAGUUGAUAGUGACUUGUUCUCUACCAAUGGCUUAAUCCACAUGUAUGCAGCUUGUAGAAAGAUUAGUCUUGCCCGGAGAUUGUUCGACACCAGUUAUGACAAAGACUCAGCUUCUUGGAGUUCAAUUUUGUCUGGGUAUGUUAAUUGCGGGCUUAUCGAACAGGCUCGUCAGUUGUUCGAUGAGAUGCCUGAAAGGGGUAUUGUUUCUUGGAAUGCUAUGAUUAAUGGGUAUUGCAAAUGUGGCAAAAUUGAAGCUGCUAGGGAGCUUUUCAACUGGAUGCCUUCUCGGAAUGUAGAGUCUUGGAAUACCUUGAUUGCUGGGUAUGCUAAGUGUAGUCUUCUUCAUUGUUCUCGCAAUUUGUUUGAUGAGAUGCCUACAAGAAAUAUUGUUUCUUGGAGCACCAUGAUAACUGCAUAUGCACAAGGGGCCCAGCCUAAUGAGGCCUUGGCUUUGUUUGAGAAAAUGAAAAAUGCCAAGGUGACGCCCAAUUGGGCUGCCCUAGUGAGUGCGCUAUCGGCUUGUGCACAGCUUGGAGCCUUGGAUCAAGGCAAAAGGAUCCAUCUCUUUGUAGACCAGAGCAAGAUGAAGGUUGACUCUAUAAUUGGGACAGCACUUAUUGACAUGUAUGCCAAGUGUGGGAGCAUAGAAAAUGCAAUGAGGAUCUUCGAUAUGUUGGCAUCAAAGGAUGUGUUCUCAUGGACAGCCAUGAUUGGAGGACUAGCAGUGAAUGGCAAUGGCAAGAAAGCUUUAGAGUUGUUUGGUCAAAUGGAAAGAGCUGGGGUGAGGCCUAACGAGGUCACCUUUGUUGGUGUGCUUUGUGCCUGCUGCCAUGGUGGCUGGGUGGAAUUGGGUAGAAAAUAUUUUAAUUCAAUGAGAACGAUAUAUGGUAUUGAACCACAAAUUGAGCACUAUGGCUGUAUGGUAGACACACUUGGACGCGCUGGCCUUUUGGAAGAAGCAGUUUCUUUUAUAGAAACCAUUCCCAUGAAAGCAAAUCCUGUGUUAUGGGGUGCUCUGCUUGGAGCUUGUUGGAUACAUGGGAAUGCCAAAAUAGGGGAGUAUGUAGGUGACCACCUUGUUAACCUUGAACCAAAUGAUGGUGGUGUAUAUGUGCUUUUGUCUAACAUCUAUGCCACCGUUGGAAGGUGGGAUGAUGUGAGGAAGAUGAGAAUGUUAAUGAAAUCAAAGGGCCUACGAAAGAGCCCAGGCUGUAGCUCACUAGAGGUCCAUGGUACAAUUCAUGAAUUUUAUGUGGGAGACAAAUCUCACCUUAGAGCAGAAGAAAUCUAUAUAAUGUUAGAGAUGAUCACAUCAAGAUUGAGAAAUGCAGGUUACACACCAAAUACGUCUCCAGUGUUAUUUGACAUAGAAGAUGAAGAGAAAGAAAAUGUUGUUUCAUAUCACAGUGAGAAAUUAGCGAUAGCCUUUGGGCUCAUCAGCAUUGAAGAAGGUGUACCCAUCAGAAUAGUCAAGAACCUUCGAGUUUGUCGUGAUUGUCACACUGCUAUGAAGUUCAUAUCUAAACUUUUCAAUCGAGAAAUAGUCUUGAGGGAUAGGAAUGUGUUCCAUUACUUCAGAGAUGGGUCUUGUUCUUGCAAGGACUAUUGGUGACAUCUUUAUUGAGCUAUGUGAUAUCCCUCUCUUG
Molecule: messenger RNA, 2198 nt
Organism: Telopea speciosissima
Lineage: Eukaryota; Viridiplantae; Streptophyta; Magnoliopsida; Proteales; Proteaceae
Product: pentatricopeptide repeat-containing protein At1g08070, chloroplastic-like
Exons: 1
Coding region: 128-2164 (678 amino acids)
Biological process (GO): RNA modification
Molecular function (GO): protein binding; RNA binding; zinc ion binding
Source: RefSeq, a predicted model, not a curated record